Messenger RNA from Anopheles marshallii, 447 nucleotides. Its product is annotated as endocuticle structural glycoprotein ABD-4-like. The record is from RefSeq and is a predicted model, not a curated record. The coding region runs from base 1 to 447 and encodes 148 amino acids. NCBI's taxonomy places the organism in Eukaryota, Metazoa, Arthropoda, Insecta, Diptera, Culicidae. Gene Ontology annotation, cellular component: chitin-based extracellular matrix. The transcript is spliced from 2 exons. Gene Ontology annotation, molecular function: structural constituent of chitin-based larval cuticle.
AUGUUCCGAAAAUUGAUUGUUGCAUCACUGGUAGUUUCGCUGGUCGUGGCUCUCCCACAGCGAUCCCAGUCCCGCAGUGGAGGCGGUGGUGGGGGUGAUGAUGCCGGUGCAGAAACGCUAGCACAGGACACGGUGAUCAAUGCGGACGGUUCGUACACGUACAACUACGAGACGAGCAAUGGUAUCAGUGCGUCCCAGGCAAGCAACGACGGUACGAACGCGAACGGAAACUUCGCCUUCACGGCACCGGACGGUCAGCGGUACGAGAUUGUGUACGUUGCCGACGAGAACGGAUUCCAGCCGCAGGGCGCUCAUCUGCCUACGGAACCGCCAGCACCCGAUCACGUAAUCAAGAUGCUGGAGGAUAUGCGUGCCAACCCGCCAGAGGGCGCCGAUCUUGAUUCGCUCGAUGCUACCCUGAACCGGCUGCGUGCCACCCUUGGUUAG